AAAAUGUGUUUUAAUUAAUCUGCGCACAAGAAAUUACCUCCGACGCGAAACAUCUCAGUCUUGACUCUCCGAACUCCCAACUAGGGUUUCUCGAUCUCUCCACCAAAUGCUUCUUCUGCAGCGAUGAUUUCUACAUAGCUUCCGCUGAUUCCAACUCUCUAAGCGGCAUCCAAUUUCAAUGGGACUUCCUCGUCUCGUUGCUGUUGCUUUUACACUUGCUCUAGUUUCAAUCUUUCUCCCUCUCCCGUUCUCUCUCGCUGGUGAGAUAACGUCUAUUGAAUCUGUGCCUGACCUUCAGAAGCUUAUGUAUGUUGCUGUUGAUGGGUAUCCUUGUGUGCGCCUCCUCAAUCUCUCUGGAGAGAUUGGCUGUUCCAAUCCUGGAUUGAGUAAGGUGGUGGCUCCACUCAUUAAACUCAAGGAUGUUAAAGAUUUGGUUGAGCCGCACACUGUUUUGGUUACAGCUGAUGAAAUGGAAGAUUUCUUUACCAGGGUAUCAAAUGAUUUGAGUUUUGCUAGCAAAAUUGGUGGCGUUCUAAUUGAGUCAGGAUCUAGCUUUCAACAAAAGUUAAAAGGUCUUUCCCCUGAUAAAAUGUUUCCUCAGGCGGAGUUUUCACCAUAUAAAAACGUUGAGUACAAAUGGAAUCCAAUGGCAUCAAGCAUUAUGUGGAAAGCUUAUAAUUUUCCUGUGUACUUAUUGUCAGAAAGUGGUAUAACAGCUGUGCAGAAGUUCCUUUCCAAGAAAGAUAUGAAGCAUAAAACUUACACCAGUGACGUCGCUGAAUUCAAUAUGGUUAUGGAGACUACCAAAGCUGGCACACACAAUUCGGAGGCUUGUUUACAGGAAGGAACCUGCCUCCCAUUGGGCGGAUAUAGUGUUUGGUCCUCACUUCCACCAAUCAACGUUUCGUCUUCCAACAAUCGCAAACCAAUUGUGCUAACUGUGGCCUCCAUGGAUUCUGCAUCAUUUUUCCGUGACAAGAGCUUUGGUGCAGGUUCACCGAUAUCUGGACUGGUAGCUCUUCUGGGAGCAGUUGAUGCUCUUUCUCGAGUUGAGGGUUUAAGUAAUCUCAAAAAGCAGCUUGUAUUUUUGGUUCUGACCGGAGAAACGUGGGGUUACCUUGGCAGCAGGAGGUUCUUACACGAACUAGAUCUGCAUUCAGAUGCUGUUGCAGGCCUUAGCGAUACCCUGAUUGAAACGGUGCUCGAAAUAGGAUCUGUUGGGAAAGGUUUGAGUGGAGGGAUCAAUACCUUCUUUGCUCAUAAAACCAGGGUUUCUUCUGCUACAAACAUGACACUGGAUGCUUUGAAGAUAGCUCAGGAUUCAUUUGCAUCAAAGAAUAUCAAGAUUCUUUCAGCGGAUAAGACAAACCCUGGAAUACCACCAUCAUCCACGAUGGCAUUCAUGAAGAAGAACCCUCAGACUUCAGCUGUUGUUCUUGAAGACUUUGAUACCAAGUUUGUGAAUAAGUUCUACCAUAGUCACCUCGAUGAUUUGUCAAAUAUCAACUCCUCAUCUGUAGUAGCUGCUGCUUCGGUUUUAGCCCGUACGCUUUACAUUCUUGCAAGUGACAACAAAGAUUCAGCUCUGGGAUCUAUUUAUGUCAAUGCUUCUUUCGUUGAAGAGCUUCUAGCCUGUCUUCUAUCUUGUGAGCCGGGGCUAUCAUGCAACUUGGUCAAAGAUUACAUUUCACCGACGAACACUUGCCCAGGCAACUAUGCUGGCGUCAUGAGUGGAGAACCUUCCUCCAACCCUUACCUUGGUUCCGUCGGUGACGUUUCUAGAUUCCUAUGGAACUUUCUGGCUGAAAAAACAUCUGUCCAAAAGGGAAACACAACCUCGGUUUGUUCAAAAGGAAGCUGUAGCAGAACCGACCAAGUGUGUAUCAAAGCAGAGAGUAACAAGGAGGGAACAUGCGUGGUCUCCACGACCAGGUAUGUUCCAGCGUAUUCAACAAGAUUGAAGUAUGCAGAUGGCGCUUGGACUAUUCUGCCCCAAAACACAUCGGAUUCUAUGGGGAUGGUUGAUCCGGUCUGGACGGAGAGCAACUGGAACACUAUAGGCUUGCAAGUAUACACGGUCCAGCACUCAGCAUAUGACAAUGCAGUCCUUGUAGCGGGUAUUACAGUCGCAACACUGGCUUAUAUUGGAAUUAUGGUUGCCAAAUCGUUCAUCACAAAAGCUUUGAAGCAGGACUGAGACUUAUGAUUGUAGCUCCCAAAACUGUAUGGUGGUAGAAACCUUUUCUCACAAUUCACAACUAAAGUUAUAUUGAAAACACUUGUUCUUUUUUUUU
Brassica napus (rape) is the source of this 2294-nucleotide messenger RNA. RefSeq names its product nicastrin. Gene Ontology annotation, biological process: protein processing. The transcript is spliced from 16 exons. Gene Ontology annotation, cellular component: membrane. NCBI's taxonomy places the organism in Eukaryota, Viridiplantae, Streptophyta, Magnoliopsida, Brassicales, Brassicaceae. The record is from RefSeq and is a predicted model, not a curated record. Bases 179 to 2197 code for a protein of 672 amino acids.